AUGGCAACUACGCUCCUCUCCCCCACCACAACAACCACAUCCGCUGAAGCCUUUCUCGCCCCUCUUCCCCAAGUCCGCCAAUUCCACCGCCAGCUAACUACCUCCAUCGAUGAAAAGAAUGCCCGUCUCCGCACCCUCGUUGGCGGCUCCUACCGCCAACUCCUCGGCACGGCAGAGACGAUCCUCGAAAUGCGACGCAAUAUAGAUAUCGUAGAGGAAAAACUAGGGCGCGUGGGGAAAGGAUGUGGGAGGUCUGUUGUAGGCAAGAUGGCAGAGGGAUUGGGUGGUUUGGAUGAGGAGAGUGGGAACAGAGAAAGGGUACGCUUGGAGUGGGCUGCGAGGAUGAAAGUUUUGGGUCAAUGUGGACUGGUUGUUGGACGGCUGAUUAAAAGGAAGAGUGAGGGGAGGAUGGAAAGGGGAGCGAGGUUGGUUAGUGCUGCGAAGAUUUUGGUGCUUAAUAGAUUGUUGGCUAAGAGUACGGGGGAUUUGGCGAAGGGGAGGAAGAGAGAGGAUAGGGAGGCUGUGGAGGAGGCGAGGAGGAAGUAUGGCGUUUCAAGGAGGAGGGUGUUGGGUGCUAUUGAGAAGAUGUUAGAAAGGACUGAUGGGGAGGAGUCGAGAGAGGAUCUGUUGCUGGCUCUUUCGGCCUACAGCCUGGCCACGGGUUCUGGGGCCAAAGAUGUACUAAGGUACUUUUUGAAGGUUAGGGGUGAGGCUUUGGAGCUUGCGUUUGAGGACGACGAGAAAGCUUCGGGGAUUGUCAAAGCACUCGAGCUUUACAGUAAGACGUUACCUGAUGUUCAAGCCGUGGUUAUAACACGACUGCCCCAGGCAUUGGCAGCUUUGAAGUCGAAGCCAUUGCUGAAAGACAAUCGCGUCAGAGAAAUCGAGGCUCUUCGACUUGAUGUUUGUGAAAAGUGGUUUGGGGAUGAUAUUUUGUUCUUUACUCCCUACAUCAGACAUGAUGACUUGAGCUCUCAACUGGCAGUGGACACACUCAAAAGCUGGGCGACGAAAGCAUCAGAAGUUUUGUUACAAGGAUUCGGCAAGUCUUUGCAAAAGAUUCAUGAAUUCAAAGCAGUCGUUGAUUUGAGAACGAAAGUUCUUCAAAUCUGGAUAAAAGAUGGUGGGAAAGCAAAACGUUUCGAUCCCUCGAUCGUUCUAGACGGCCUACGAAAAGUCAUCAACGACCGUAUGGUCCAAAUCCUCGAGUCUCGAAUCAAGAAACUCCAUCUAGUCGCCACAGAAGUCGAAGGAACAUUAGAAACCUGGCACGAAAGCAAGGACGUGGCCCAUGGAAGUCUUUGGGACGAAGAAAUGCUAGAAAUGGACGUCUCCAACGGCGCCUCUCUUUUCCGGGAAGCAAUCAUCGCCCAAGCCCACGGGCGAAAUGACGCCGUAUCACGAGUCUACAAAGGAUAUCAAACCUGGCGAAAACUAGUCGAUGAAAUCGUCGUAAUCAUCUCACAACUUAAAAAACAACGCUGGGACGAUGAUCUCGAGGAUAUCGAAGAUGAUGAUACUCUAGAAACUAGAAACCACCUCCUCAGUAUGGAGGACCCGAAUAUGCUCCAACAACACCUGAACACUGGUCUUGAAAAGGCCUACAAAGGUCUCCACGAAAAAUUAGGGACUCUCCUCAUAUCAUACGAAGACAAUGAUGAGAUAGGUCCUAUAUCAAUCUAUAUCAUCCGUCUUAUUCGGGAUCUUCGCUCGUCCCUUCCUCCGAACCAAAAUCUUCAGGCUUUUGGCCUGGCGCUUAUUCCUAUGCUACAUGAGAGGUUAGCGUCAACGGUUUCCGUCGAGCCAUUGAAGGUGUUUGAAAAAAGUCUUAGGAGGAAAAAGGUUGCGGGCAGAGCUUUGUGGGAAGGGAGCCAAGAGUUGCCUGUUCAGCCUUCGCCCGCUUCUUUCAAAUUGCUAAACAAUUUGACGCUGGCAAUGGCGGACGCUGGGAGUGAUUUGUGGUCGAAGACUGCGAUUGAAGUGCUGAAAGAGCAUGUUUGUGAGGAAUUGGAGGGUUCUUGGAGUGCGGGUUUAAAGAGAAGGAAGGAGGAGGCUGAGGCUUUGAUUGUUGCUACGACAUCCAAAUCAGAGCCAGAACCAGAACCAGAACCCGAGUCCGAAGCUGAAGUCAAGAAAGAAGAAAAAGAAGUCGAAAAGGAGGGUGAUGAUCAACCAACAUCCCCAAUAUCCCCAACAUCCCCAAAAUCCCAAGACCCAAAGUCCCCCUCUCCAGCCCAACAAACCGCAUCACCUCUCCCACAAGCCCCAAACCCCCAAACUGAGAAAGACAUCCUUAUCCAAGCACUCUUCGAUACCCUCCUCCUUCAACAAGCCUUUGAAGUUCCAGAUUCCAUGUCCAAUGGGCUGACUACUCUCAGCGAGGAAAUCAGGAAGGAAAUAGAAGGGGGCAUCGAUGAUAGCUCUAAGAAGAGACUCGGUAACAGUGCGAGGGAGUACUGGAAGAGGACGGGUUUGUUGUUUGGACUUUUAGGGAGUGGGGUGUAG
Messenger RNA from Hymenoscyphus albidus, 2505 nucleotides. Lineage: Eukaryota; Fungi; Ascomycota; Leotiomycetes; Helotiales; Helotiaceae. The record is from the annotation of a GenBank genome assembly.